AUGCCGGGCGUGCCCGACCUGUCGGUGCCGCCGAGCGGCGUGAGCUGCUCGGGCUGCGGGGCCGAGCUGCAGUGCGCGGACGGCGGCGCGCCGGGGUUCAUGCCGGCCGAGAAGUACCGCAGCCUGCUGUCGGAGGGCGCGGCGGGGCUGCGCGGCGCCGUGUGCCAGCGGUGCUGGGCGCUGGCGCACUACGGACGCGCCCUGCGGCUGCAGCUGCCGCCCGACGAGCACCGGCGGGUGGUGAGCGAGGCGCUGCGCCGGCCGCCCCGCCACGGCCGCGGGCCGCUGCUGCUCUACGUGCUUGACGUGCUGGAGCUGCCCGACCCGGUGCUGCCGCAGGUGCCGGCGCUGCUGGGCCCCGGCGUGCCCGCCUCGGGCGUGCUGGUGGUGGGCAACAAAGUGGACCUGCUGCCCGCGGACGCCCCCGGGCACCUGGGGAGGCUUCGGAAGAGGGUGGCGGAGGCCUGCGCCCGGGCUGGGCUGGCGGGCGCCGCGCUGGUGGAUAUCCGGCUGGUGAGCGCCAAGACGGGCUUCGGCAUGGAGGGGCUGGUCAGCCGGCUGCACCGCUCCUGGAAGUGCGCCGGGGACGUGUACCUGCUGGGCGCCACCAACUCCGGCAAGUCCACGCUCUUCAACACCCUGCUGCGCUCCGACUACUGCAAGUCCCGUGCCCCGGACAUCGUCGACAGGGCCACCGUGUCCCCCUGGCCAGGAACAACACUGAACCUGUUGAAAUUUCCUGUUAUUAAUCCUACGUGUGACAGAAUAUUCCGAAGGCAGGAGAGGCUGAAAGAGGAGGCAACAAAAACAGAAGAUGAGUUAAGCAGUGAAGAAAAAAAGUACCUUAAUCACCUUAAAAAGCAAGGCUACCUAGUGGGAAGAGUUGGAAGAACAUUUCAACGGCAGAAGGCUAGCCCUGUGGUUGAAUUUGAUCCUGACAUGCUCUCCUACAGCAUGGAUGAAGAUCCCAAACAUUCCCCUAAGAAGCGUGAGCAAAGGGAGGAGUUCACACACAAUGAAGUGAAGGAUGCUCGCUGGUGUUUUGACACUCCAGGAAUUGUAAAGGAAGACUGUGUUUUGAAUCUCCUAACAGAGAAAGAAGUAAAGCUGGUUUUGCCAACAGUUGCCAUUGUUCCACGGACCUUCAUUCUCAAGCCAGGAACGACCUUGUUUUUAGCAGCCUUGGGACGUAUAGACUACUUACAGGGAGAAAAGUCUGCCUGGUUUUCUGUCGUGGCUUCUAACCUGUUGCCAGUCCACGUCACUACCCUGAGUAACGCAGAUGCCAUCUAUGAGAAGCACGCUGGCCGAGAAUUACUAAAGGUUCCCAUGGGUGGGGAAGAGCGAAUGAAAGAGUUCCCCCCACUUGUCCCUCAGGACAUUACACUGAAAGGAAUUGGUACCACUGAGGCAGUUGCAGAUAUCAAGCUUUCCUCUGCAGGAUGGGUGGCAGUGACAGCUCAUGCAGAAGAGGAAUUGCUACUCCGAGCUUAUACUCCCAAGGGCACCGCGUUGGUGGUGCGGGAGCCUCCCCUUUUGCCUUACAUCAGUUCCAUCCGAGGGUCCCGGAUCGCAGGCACCGCUGCCUACAGGACCAAAAAGCCUCCCUCCCUUGUGGAAAACCUGAAAACCACAGGGAGCAGAUAGCACUUCUUAUCAUCUGAACAAGGCAGAAGACAGAAGAGCCUCUGGAGAACCUUGUUGCUUAUUGAUAUUCAGAAGACCUUGGACUCCUUUUAAAAGGCAGACAGGCAUGUUUUGGAAAGCAGGUGUAGGGGGAGUUCCAUAAGUUCAUACCUGAUGCAGUUGCUGAACUGCAGCCAUUUUGAAUGAGCUGAGUGGCUGGUACCUUGCUGUGAGAGGCGAAACAGCUUCUCCCUGGGAUCUACCAGUAUCUAUGAGCAAAUCCCUUUACCUGUCCCCUCUUGAAAUACGGGAUGGAAACUCACCUGCCUGACCUGGGCUGGCUCCACUGCUCGUAGAGUAGACAGCUUGUUGCAGACACGCUCCUUCAGGUCAGAAAUUGUCACCUUGUUCUUGGAGGCUUUACAGUGUUUCCACAGUUACCGAGGUGGAGGGAAUUGGAAAGAACGGGGAAUGCCCUGUCAUGGUUGUGACUCUCCUCAUUGUAGUGGCUGAUACUCAUUCAACAUCGACCUUUCACUCCUUCAGAAUCUGAGGCAGAUGAGGAUGUGCAGUGCCCUGCUUUUGGACGCAGGAGAGGUGAAUCAAUGAAAAACAGGUCUGCAGAUGUGCGUGAAGAGGAAACUUACAACUCACUGCUUUGAUUUGGUUUCUGCAGAUUGUGUAAAGGUUUUUGAAACUGAGGGUGUAAAAUAAAGCUUUUCAAAUACAUUCUUUUGUAUCCUUUUCAAAUAGUUGACAAAGCACUCUUGUGUGGGCAUGAGCAUCUUGACAAAUACAUGAAAACUCCAACGCGGUAAUACCUGUGCUAAAUCUGCAGAGUGAGAGAGAGACAUAACCAGCCAGUUUGCUGAAGAAGAUGCAAAAAAGAGUAUUUUCUAAUCUCUCCUUACCGGUACUCUCACUUUUCCCUGUUCUGUUUUACCCACCCAAACUACUGAUGUCAUAACCCAUCAAUCAGGGACAUAAUACAUGUUGUAAAUUCUCAUCAGGCUGAACAAAGACACCAGGCCUGUGCCAGGGAGCUCCUGUGCUUUAUGGUACAGUCACCAUAACUCUGGCAACCAGCCCAGGAGUUAGACUCAAAAGGUCUUGGCCAAGAAACCCUUAAAUUUUUUACAGUACACUUCUCAGAAUGGUGGCUAACAAGCCCUUAAUUUCUUACAGUACACGUCAGUAAGUUCUAAACUCCCACAAGAGUAUGGUGCCCAACCUGCCUAGCACAGCUGAUGAGGAGCUGCUCCUGCAGGAGAUGACAGCAAAGGUCCGCUGUCUCGGCGUGCUGGCUGCAGCCUUCCUGUCCCACCCAAGUGUGGCUGCUCAGCGGUCUCUGGAUGGCUCAUGCCUUGAGUAAAUGCUGGUGGGGUGGCUGCCUGGAAGAGCAGGCUUAGGCCUGAUGGGAAAGGCUGCUGAGUGUGUUUUCAGAAGGCAGCUGGUCUGGGCUUCACCUGCAUGUGUGCAGGUGAAGGUGCUGGUGGGUUUUCUGCAGACUCCUCUGCAGAACUGCAACUUCUCUGUUGUUCCAGAUGCUGCUUCAUGUUUGCUGCUGGAAGUGCUGUGGCUCCUGUGCCUUCCCAGCUGAUGUCCAGAAUAAAACGAUCUUUUCUCUCCUCUGA
Lepidothrix coronata (blue-crowned manakin) is the source of this 3260-nucleotide messenger RNA. It is a transcript of the gene NOA1, whose product is annotated as nitric oxide associated 1. Lineage: Eukaryota; Metazoa; Chordata; Aves; Passeriformes; Pipridae. The transcript is spliced from 7 exons. Gene Ontology annotation, molecular function: GTP binding. Bases 1 to 1647 code for a protein of 548 amino acids. The record is from RefSeq and is a predicted model, not a curated record.